AUGCUCCUCUCCCGCGUCUUCAAGUCUGAGAGGAUCCUGCUCUCGGCUGACCGCCUCACCGCCACCAGCUCCAAGGGCUACCGCAUGGUGCGCGCCACGCACGGUAUCGCGGCUAGAGCGUGGUACUUCGAGGUCAAGGUCAUGCACCUCGGUUCCACCAGCCACACCGGCCUCGGAGACAACUAUGGUGAUGAAGGGUACGGUGAAGGAGAUGUGCUAGGGUUUUACAUCUCUCUGCCUGAUGGUGAGAGGUAUGAGCCUCAAGUGAAUAUGAACAACAAGGGCAAGCCUUUUCUUGUGCAAGGGCAGGACGCAUUGGCUCAUGUUCCAGGGAGUAAGAUAUGCUAUUUCAAGAAUGGGAUGUGCCAAGGCCUUGCCUUCGAGGACAUUUUAGGAGGGAGGUAUUACCCAGCUGCAUCGUUGUAUACUAUGCCCAACGAGUCCAACUGUGUAGUAAAAUUUAAUUUUGGGCCAAACUUCAACUUCUUCCCACAAGACUUUGGUGGGUUACCGAUCCCUCAACCAAUGAGUGAGGUGCCUCGUCAGGCCUUGAGGUGA
Miscanthus lutarioriparius is the source of this 558-nucleotide messenger RNA. The record is from the annotation of a GenBank genome assembly. Lineage: Eukaryota; Viridiplantae; Streptophyta; Magnoliopsida; Poales; Poaceae.